Scomber japonicus (chub mackerel) is the source of this 2028-nucleotide messenger RNA. Its product is annotated as zinc transporter ZIP11-like. The transcript is spliced from 10 exons. Bases 83 to 1105 code for a protein of 340 amino acids. Gene Ontology annotation, cellular component: membrane. NCBI's taxonomy places the organism in Eukaryota, Metazoa, Chordata, Actinopteri, Scombriformes, Scombridae. Gene Ontology annotation, biological process: zinc ion transmembrane transport. Gene Ontology annotation, molecular function: zinc ion transmembrane transporter activity. The record is from RefSeq and is a predicted model, not a curated record.
UUAGCGGGUCAUAGAACGUGUACCGGGAAGUAGGAAGUAAAUACAGAGGAGUAAAGGUGGCACUGGAUACAAGUCCGGCACCAUGCUAGAAGGCUACAGCCCCAUGACCCAGGCCCUGUUGGGGACUCUGUUCACCUGGGGUCUGACUGCUGCCGGAGCCGCCCUGGUGUUUGUCUUCUCAAGCCGACAGAAACGCAUCUUGGAUGGAAGUUUAGGCUUCGCGGCUGGGGUAAUGUUGGCUGCUUCCUAUUGGUCUUUGUUGGCACCGGCGAUCGACAUGGCUGAGGAUUCUGGGAAGUACGGCUCAUUUGCUUUUGUGCCUGUGGCCGUGGGAUUCACACUCGGGGCAGCCUUUGUGUACUUGGCUGACCUCGCCAUGCCCUUGCUGGGUGUAGGUGCUGACCCCCACUUGGCCUUGGCGCUGCCCCCUGAAUCCAAGCUGAUGAAAGAGAAAGUGGAGGAGCCCUCGUUCCCGCUGCUGGACUCUGAUGAGAUGACCAUCAGGAUAGGUAGAGCUGGACCUCACUCAGAUAAAAUAGAGAAUGGGGAUGUUUACCAGAGGAGGAAAGGACCUCAUUUGGGCAGCUCAGAAGGACAGGAAACAGGAAAUAAACAACAGGAAGGAGUUGGGCAAACAGGAAGCAGUUGGCGGCGCAUCCUUCUCCUCAUUCUUGCCAUCACCAUCCACAACAUCCCAGAGGGCUUGGCUGUGGGGGUUGGAUUUGGAGCCAUUGGAAAGACUUCAUCUGCUACUUUUGAGAGUGCCAGAAAUUUGGCCAUCGGCAUUGGCAUCCAGAAUUUCCCAGAAGGCUUGGCAGUGAGCCUGCCGCUGCGGGGAGCAGGGGUCUCAACAUGGACAGCUUUCUGGUACGGUCAGCUCAGUGGCAUGGUGGAGCCCAUUGCUGGGUUGCUGGGUGCCUUCGCUGUGGUUUACGCAGAACCUCUGCUGCCAUACGCAUUGGCGUUUGCUGCCGGGGCAAUGGUUUACGUGGUGGUGGACGACAUCAUACCUGAAGCUCAAGUCAGUGGAAACGGGAGGCUGGCAUCCUGGACCUCCAUUCUGGGCUUCGUAGUGAUGAUGUCACUCGACGUGGGGCUGGGCUGAAUUUACCAUGACUGGAAUCAUGUCAGCAGAACCCUCAAUGGCCAUGAUGUCAUCACUGUGCUUCUGACCUCAGUUUUAAAAAGGGGACCAAAGGUGUUUUCAUUGGGAAAUAUCCAUUGUGUUUGAAUUGUUGCUACUUGAAAUUUGUUAUAAAGGAAGAUCUGUUUUGUAAAGUUGUAAAGAUGACUGUACUUGAAAAUGUAUCUUUCACUUUAAUGGCAGGUGUCUCAUUUUGGAAUGAAUCUACAAAUAUUUAAUUAAUAUUCUCCUGUUUCCAGAGCUUAUGAAUGUUUUUAGAGGAAACAGUGCCAGUUCAAAAAGUUCAAAUUAAUGUUCUUGUUUUUUUGUGUGUUUUUAGUUUGCUUUCUCCAGUUUUUGUAUGUCAUCAUGAUGGCUGCACUUGAAGUCUGGUGUUGGAUCAGGUCGUUUAAGGGACCAUCCAAUGAAUGAUUACAUUUUGCUUACUGUACUCUAACUGCUGCCAUAUCACCAGCACAGCAUUGAGGUACUAUGUGGUUUAAAGGCUGUUUACUGAGGGAAUUGCUUUAUACUAUUAUCUCAGAAAUCUGAAGGAAAACAUGUUCAAUGUGAAACCCAUUAAGAAAUAGCUUCUUAUUUUUAUUAGCAAAAGCCACUCACACAUUGCCGACUGUUUUUAUGGUGUACUGAAAGAUUUCUGUACCGGUAUGACAUCUAUUGGUUUACUUAUUGAGACGUCUUCUCUAAAAAAAACACAAAAAACAAAUGAUAGCGUCUCCUUUUUCUACCAAAUGUAGUGCCUUCUGCUUUUUAGGACAGAGACAAGUCUCCUGACAUCUGCAGGUCAGUAUGAAGAAUCACAUGUUGUGGUCAGUGGCUGUUUAAAAUGCUCAAUGUAACUGAAUUACAUGUUAAGUAAUCAUAUAAUUAAACAACCAAAUGAU